CAUUAGCAUAAAAUAAAAUAAAUAAAAAAACUCCUGCAGUCCUUCAGCUGGAGGUGGGGCAACUUUUCAAAUAAAAGAUUAAGUCACUUUCCCUUUCAGAAGUUUUGCUUUCCUUUCAGAGGAAGUGAAAGUUAGAGGUCCGUGCAGAAGAUGGCUGAGGGCAGGAAAACAUCUGAUUCUUUGUUUUGCUCCGUUUGCUUGGAUGUAUUGAAGAAGCCCGUGACUCUUCACUGUGGUCACAACUACUGCAUGGACUGUAUAAAUGGCUGCUGGAACCAGGAGGAUCAGAAAGGUGUCUACAGCUGUCCCCAGUGUAGAUAUAUUUUCGCCACGAGACCUGAGCUGAACAAGAACACAGUGCUUGUUGAUUUAGUGGCAGAGAUGUCUGCAGGAGGGCAGGGCGCCUUCCCUCUUGUGAAGGAUGAAGUCGGUCCAGGGGAUGUGGAGUGUGAUUUCUGCACCGUGAGGAAGCUGAAAGCCGUCAAGUCUUGCCUGGUGUGUCUGGCCUCUUACUGUGCCACUCACUUGCAGCCUCACUAUGAGUCGGCCGCUUUCAAGAGGCACAAACUUGUGGAGGUGUCAGCCUCCAUCGAAGAGAAGAUCUGCUCCAAGCAUGACAAGCUGCUGGAAGUCUAUUGUCGCAGUGAUGGCCAGUGCAUUUGUUUACUUUGUGUGAUGGAUGAGCACAAAGGUCACGACACUGUCUCUGCUGCAGCAGAGCGCAAAGAGAAACAAAAACAAUUUGGGAAAAAGAAGCAAAGAUACCAGCAUGCAAUACAAGAAAAGGAGAAGAACCUGCGGCAGCUCAGACAGAAAAUGAAAGCUCUGCAGCGCUCUACAGAUGAAGCAUUUGAUGAAAAUGAGAAGGCCUAUGCUGACAUCGUCAUGAUGGCAGAUAAAAGGCGCUGUGCUCUGAGGGAGCUGAUUGGAGACCAGGCGAAGGCUGCGGGGAGCCGAGCCGAGGUGCACGUGGACCGCCUGAAGAGGGAGCUCAGCGAUCUUAGGAAAGCAGAAGAGGAACUCAAGCAGCUGUCACUCACUGAAGAUCACAUUUACUUCUUGCAGCGCUGCCAGCCCUUUUUUGACGGCACAGAACCUGAGGUGUCACCUGAUGCCAACAACAUCCAACAACAAACACCUUUUGGCUAUGUGACGAAGUUUAUUUCCGACCUGAAAGACAAAAUGGAAACCAUAGCAAAAGCUAUUGCCGAAAUAUCCGAGACAUUUCAAGUUGAUCCUGAUCCUAAGACGAGACAAGAGUUUUCCAUGUAUUCCUGCCACCUCAGUUUGGAUCCCAACACUGCGUUUGAAAACCUGCUGCUCACUGAGGAAAACAGGAAAGUGACCUGGAUAAAAAAGGCCCAGAAAUACCCGUUCCACCCGGAGAGAUUCACCAAAUAUGAUCAGGUGCUGUGCACUGAAGGUUUGUCUGGAGUUUGCUACUGGGAGGUUGAAUGGAAAGGCCCCAGAGUUGAGGUGGCUGUCUGUUAUAAAGGCGCAGACCUGGAAGAAAGUGGCUUUGGGUUCAGUGACCAUUCCUGGUGCAUUUCCCUUUCGAAUUUCGGCUGCACCUUUUGGCACAACGAAAUCAAAACCAAAAUACCCGUCCCCUGCUCCUCCUCUACGGUGGGUGUGUAUCUUAACCAUAAGAUGGGGACCUUGUCCUUCUACAGCCUGUCUGAUUCAGAUCAAGUGAUGCUGCUUCACAGAGUUCAGACCACAUUCUCCCAGCCUCUGUACCCAGGCUUCAUGGUCUCCAGAGGUUCCUCACUCAGGAUAAUUACACCUGAGUAAAGCCGUCAGCUAUGAAGGCUGACUGAGUGAACCAUUACAGUAGGGCUUCUCCAUUUAUCCAUUAAACUCCAGUGUUAAAACGGUAUCUGUAGAUUUCUGCUCAUUAUAGUUAAAGCUUAAACGUAUUCUUUAAAACGCUUAUAGUUUGUAAGGUGGAAUAUAUAGAUGUAUAAUCUGUAAAAUCCUGUCGUGAAUCAUUGAACUAUGUCUACGUAUGCACAGACUUUGACUCUGGGUGUAGUCUCUUUGUGUACUUUAUACAACAUAACAGCAUUCAGGAGGAUUCAUGUGAACAUGUGAAACGACGACAACAAAGCGUAAAUGGAAAUAUACUGUACAUCUAGAAUAGACAUGUAAACUCACUGUUGUGUGUUUAAUUCAAUACGGUUUAACAGCACCACAGAGUGCAUCCUCCAAAGCGUUCAUUGCUAGCAGGGUCAAACUUCUAUUGUUUGUUGUAGGCAUUUGUGUGCUCAUAAAAUAGAUUUGAUAACCUAUCGCCUGCCAGUAUUUUGUAGCCUCAUUUAUUAUAGUCUGUUUGUUUUUUUUCAUUUAUGCAAAUAAACAUUUUGUGAGUGUGGGUUUUGUCUCCUGUGUCAUGGCUUUUUAAUUUUUUCCUUGUGUUCAUUUAUUCCAUUGUGGGAUAAAUUAAAGGAUUAUCUUAAUAAA
Mugil cephalus (flathead mullet) is the source of this 2463-nucleotide messenger RNA. RefSeq names its product E3 ubiquitin/ISG15 ligase TRIM25-like. Gene Ontology annotation, molecular function: protein binding; zinc ion binding. Bases 151 to 1794 code for a protein of 547 amino acids. The transcript has 6 exons. The record is from RefSeq and is a predicted model, not a curated record. NCBI's taxonomy places the organism in Eukaryota, Metazoa, Chordata, Actinopteri, Mugiliformes, Mugilidae.